AUGGUUACCCCUAAAGAAGUUAUCAAGAGAAGUCUUAAUCCUGAUGGUGCAUCUGUUCAAUAUCAAUCUGAGCAAUUUCUGGACAAAAACAAAGAUUAUGUUGUUCCGGAACAUCAAGAUCUGUUGACUGCUUCCAAGUGCUUUUUUAUAUCAGGCCUUUUCCCUCCAUUGGCCGAGAAGACAACCAAAUCAUCAAACAAAUCUUCUAAUUUCUCAUCGAUUGGUUCUCGCUUCAAUCUACAACUUCAGCAGUUGAUGGAAACUUUGAACUUCACAAAACCCCACUAUAUCAGAUGUGUGAAGCCAAAUAAUUUUCUUAAGCCUGGCAUCUUUGAGAAUGUCAACAUUAUGCAACAAUUACGUUGUGGGGGGGUUCUAGAAGCAAUUCGCAUCAGCUGUGCUGGCUAUUCUACUCGCAAGAGUUUUUCUGAUUUUGUUACAAGAUUCAACAUUCUUGCUCCCGAGGUUAAAAGUGAGAAGUUGCCUGCAAAAAGAUCCUGGCCAAAUAAGGGAUUCAGGGAUAUCAGGUGUCAAAACUCUGAAUAUAGGGAAAACCAGAUGGCUGAAUUAGAUGCACGGAAAGCACAGAAGCUUAGCAGUACAGCCAAGAUUAUACAAAGAUAG
Lactuca virosa is the source of this 624-nucleotide messenger RNA. The record is from the annotation of a GenBank genome assembly. Lineage: Eukaryota; Viridiplantae; Streptophyta; Magnoliopsida; Asterales; Asteraceae.